Molecule: messenger RNA, 681 nt
Organism: Plenodomus lingam JN3
Lineage: Eukaryota; Fungi; Ascomycota; Dothideomycetes; Pleosporales; Leptosphaeriaceae
Source: RefSeq, a predicted model, not a curated record
AUGGCUCAGAUGCUCACAAUCGGAUUUCUCGUCACAAUCUCAACGCUCUCUCAACACAGACGGCUGGAACCCCGACGAACAAAUAACGCCGACGACACACUUCCCUCUUCGCCUACCACUACUACGAUUGUCGCCGUCACUGCACUCGUCUAUAUCCUACGGUCAACUCGUCACUUGUCACAAUGCACGCGAUACAUUCGAGUCCAGCAUGGGAAGGAGUCGGAGUCACGACGCCAUGGGCACAGCGAGAUUAGAAUGAUGGCCUUCUUGCAGAGAUGUGCAAUGCCUAUGCCUUCUCACUGGCCUCACAAUAACCAAUGUUGCGCCAUUGCAUCGCUCCCACACCCGGCUUCGCUACAAGAGACCUUUAGUCUCUUCCUGGCCUCUUCAGGCUCGACGACUGCGCGCCCCGCCUCCCCUAAGCCUCCGGGUGGCCCAGCUACUGUCAUGAGGAGGAAGGCAGCCGCUGAUCGCGCGGAGAAGACUGCGAACCUGAGACCAAGCAGCACAAGAGCAGCUGGUGCUGGCGGAAGCUCAAGCACAAUGCUGAGGCUGUACACUGAUGAAUCUCCCGGGCUUAAAGUCGACCCAGUCGUGGUCAUGACCCUCUCAGUCGUCUUCAUCUUCAGUGUCGUCGCUUUGCACGUCAUUGCCAAGGUUAUGCGACGAUUCUCCGCAUAA